Messenger RNA from Mytilus trossulus (common blue mussel), 5103 nucleotides. Its product is annotated as helicase-like transcription factor. Bases 182 to 4033 code for a protein of 1283 amino acids. The record is from RefSeq and is a predicted model, not a curated record. The transcript has 25 exons. Gene Ontology annotation, molecular function: hydrolase activity, acting on acid anhydrides, in phosphorus-containing anhydrides; protein binding; ATP binding. NCBI's taxonomy places the organism in Eukaryota, Metazoa, Mollusca, Bivalvia, Mytilida, Mytilidae. Gene Ontology annotation, biological process: DNA repair. Gene Ontology annotation, cellular component: nucleus.
GAUCAGGGUCACACUACUUAAACUAGUAUGCCCGGAAAAUGAAAAUUGGCGGGAAAUCGUAAUGAACUAAAUGGAAGUUAUUGCAGACGAACAGGAAUUCAGUGCACUAUUCACAACAGAGGUGCUGUUAUAGCAAUCUUUUUAAGUAGCCUACGUGUUGUCUAUUAGAUUGUAGUUAAAUAUGGCUAGAACAAAACAGACCUGCAAAGCAAGCACUGGAGGAUCACAGUACUCAAGGGCAACAUUCUCAUCAAAUACUAGAAAAGCAAAGAAAAAGAAACCAAAACAAAAAAAGAGAUGGAUGGAAUCUGGAGCAUCAUUUCGAAUGGGCAGUUCAAGUUAUAUGAACUAUGGUGAUAUUGGGAGUUGUGAAGGAUUUAUGAGUUAUGGAGGAGCAGGGAGUUCAAGAACCUCGCAGAUGGCAACACCUGUAAUUGACCUUGAUGAGAUGGGUUAUGACGACCUGGAUACAGAAGUUCUCCUUGGUAGUAUACGUGGCAACAUUGUCGGUAUACAGUAUUACAGGGGUUCUGUAAUGAACAAUGAGAUGGUUGCUCUUGACAGAGAAAAAGACAAUAAGUACGACAGGAACGCUGUAAAGGUAACCAAUGUGGACCGUAUACAAGUUGGCCAUAUCAAAAGAGAACUGGCUAAACCAUUGGCAGAUAUUAUUGAUAGGAAUCUGGCAAGACCUGAAGGGGUUGUGCCCUUUGGAGCUACAAACGCUUAUUCAAUGCCCAUAGAUAUAUCGUUAUGGGGGAGACAAGAGAACCAGGAAACAGUGAUGAACAAGUUAAGAUUACAUGGGUUUACUGGUUAUACUCCUACAUACCAGGAAUCAAUACCAUCUUCCAGUAUGGGAUAUCUUGCUCCUAAAAGGACUUUCUUGUCACCUGCUGAGGUAAAGAAUGAAUUGGACAGAUUGUUUGAAAAUCUAUGUGAAGGUGACAAAACUAGUACUUCUGAUCCAGCAAAGGCAAUAGGAACUACUAUGUAUACCCACCAAAAACAAGCACUAUCAUGGAUGAUAGAGAGGGAAAAGGGAUCACAUCUUCCACCCUUUUGGGAAGAAAAAAAUGGGAGAUUUUACAAUUCAGUGACGAUAUUCACAACGAAUCAAAGACCAAAUAGUGUCAGAGGAGGUAUCCUAGCAGAUGAUAUGGGUCUUGGGAAAACUCUAGAAAUGAUUGCUCUUAUAGUGACAAACUUCAAAGAUAACAAACCCAUAGCAGUGCCAGUGUCUGGUCAAAUCAGAAAAUCCAAACAUCUAAGUAUUCUUAAAAAACAACAGAUGGUGCAAGAUGUUAAAAAAAGUAUUCAACCUUUUAAGAAAUUGAAAUUGAAUUUUACUAGUGAAUCUUCAAACUCGCCGUAUAAAAAUGGGCCUAUUAAUAAAACUAUAUCUAGAAAGAAAGUGCUAGGAUUAAGUUUUGAUUCCAACCUUCCAGAGGAAGAAGAAAGCACAGAUACUAAUUCUGAAGAAGAAUCUGAUCUAGAGGAAGUAACUUGUGAGGGAGAUGCUGCUUGUAUGUUAAAGAAAGAGGAUCCAGACUUUAAACCAGAUGUACAGGACUCUAAAGAAAAUUCAUCACCAUGUCAAAAUGCAAGACGACCAAGGAGACAGGUGAAAAGGCCAAUAAGAUAUGAAGAAGACAGUGGAUCAGAUGAAGAGUUUGGUGAAAUUAAAACUCCAAGUAAGAAAGUAAAGGCCAAACAAUCAGGUGAUGACAAACCCUACCACUCAACAAUUGCAAAAGGAAAAGGAAUUGGAAAAAAAGGAAAGGGAAAUUCCAAAUGUACAAAAAUAUCUCCUACUGACAUGACUGAUCAAGUUAUAUCCCAAGUUGUUGUAGAAACAAAGAAAGAAGUUAUUGAUUUGAUUUCACCAACACAAUCACCAGCGCCGACUGCAAGUAUUCCUUGUGAAAAGCAAAAGCCUACUCCAACUGUUGAUGUAUCCACAAAACAACCUGAUGCUGUCAAAGAAGACUGCAUACUGACUUUAUUGAAAAGUGUAGAAUUACUCCACUUAAAAGAAAUAUUUGAUAGAGAACAGAUUACCAUUGAUAUCUUGGUUGAAAUGGGGCAUGAAGAUUUGAGAAGCAUAGGUAUUGAUGCAUUUGGACAAAGACAUAAAGUUAUCAAGGCUGCUAAAAACUUUGUUAAUACUAGUUCAGAGUUGAAAAAAAAUGACCAAAAUACAGGAUGUAAUAUGAAGAGUGAACCUAUCCUGUCUGUAGAAGUACCAGCCUCAAUUACAUGUUGUGAUGACUUACCUGACCCUUCAGAACAACCUGUCAUGAUUUUGGAAUCAGAUCCUUUGGAUGAUUUAGAAGUGUUAGGUGGUAAUGCUUCCUCUAGUGAGUGUGGUUCUGGAACAGGAAGAACUGAGACAACUGGACCAAGAAGUACUCUUAUCAUUUCACCAUUGUCUGUUCUUAAUAACUGGCUGGACCAGUUUGAAGAUCAUAUCCAUGAAAAUGUGCAUCUUGAUAUAUACACAUACUAUGGGGCGAGCAGAACUAAAGAUCCCAAAAUUAUUGGCCAACAAGAUGUAGUAUUGACUACUUACUCUACAGUUACUGCUGAUGCAAAGGGAAAAAACAACCCACUGCAGAAGGUGGAAUGGUUGAGGAUAGUAUUGGAUGAAGGACAUGCUAUAAGAAAUCCAAAUGCACAGCAGACAAAAGCUAUUUGUGCUCUAAAAGCAGAAAGAAAAUGGAUUUUGACAGGUACUCCUAUUCAAAAUUCCAUGAAGGAUCUUUGGUCACUGGUUAACUUUCUACAGAUCAGUCCAUUUACAGAUAAACAAUGGUGGAACAGAGCAAUAGAAAGACCCCUAAAUGAGGGAAAUGACAAUGCUCUUAAACGAGUCCAGCAUCUUAUGGGAGCAAUAGCUAUGAGGAGAACAAAGACCAUGAAGAUAAAUGAUAAACCAAUUGUAGAUCUACCUGAAAGGAAUGUUUUCAUUGAACAUGUCCAGUUGAGUGAAGAGGAAAGAUCAGUUUACGAGGCCAUGCAGAAGGAAGGAAAAAUAAUUGUCAGCAGGUACUUCACUCAAGGUACAUUGCUUCAUAACUAUGGUGAUGUUUUGGCUAUAUUGAUGCGGUUGAGACAGAUGUGUUGCCAUCCACUUCUUGUUGCCAAAGCAGCAGCAGCAAUUCAGGAGACUGUUGGGCACCUUGAACCAGGGCAGGCCAUUCCUGAUCAUUUGAGAGAAAAAUUAAUCGGCAAAUUGUUGUUGGUUUUAGGAUCUGGUUCGGAUGAAGAAUGUGCCAUCUGUCUAGAUGGUCUGAAGGAACCUGUUAUUACUCAUUGUGCACAUGUCUUCUGUAAGAGAUGCAUUGAUUCUGUGAUUCAGGCAGAAAAGCCACAUCCACAUUGCCCAUUAUGUAGAGGAAAUGUAGAUACAGACAAAUUGCUUUCACCUUCAGUGGAAGAGUUAAAUCAGCAGAAAGACACAGAACAAUUGGAUAUUAGUGCUAAUACUUGGAAAUCUAGUGCUAAGGUUGAUGCCUUGAUCAAUGGCCUGUUGAAGUUGAGACAAGAGGAUCCCACAGUUAAAAGUUUGGUUGUUUCACAAUUCACUUCCUUGUUGUCACUUAUAGAAAUACCUUUAGGUAUGCAUGGAUUUAACUUUGUGAGGUUGGAUGGAACUAUGAGUUUGAAGCAGAGACAGACAGCUAUAAUGCAAUUUAGUAACAGCAGUUAUGGUUCACCUACCAUUAUGUUGCUAUCUCUAAAAGCUGGUGGAGUUGGGAUCAACUUGAUAGCAGCUUCCAGAGUAUUUCUAAUGGACCCUGCCUGGAAUCCAGCUACAGAGGAGCAGUGUUUUGAUAGAUGUCACAGACUUGGCCAAACCAGGAAUGUUACAAUAACAAAAUUUGUUGUUGAUGACUCUGUAGAAGGCAGAAUGAUGGAUUUACAGGACAAAAAGAGGAAAUUGAUGCAGGGGGCUUUUGGCAAGAAACAAAGUGCAGAGGAAAAAAGGACAAAUCGAAUACAAGAUAUAAAAGCUUUGAUGGAUAUGUAAACCUGAGCAGGGAAUGACUCUUCAUGUCUUAUGCAUAUUGUAUAGGGUGUAUUAUGCAUAUUGUACAAUGUGUCUUAUACAUAUCGUUUAACACGUCUUAUGCAUACUGUUAAACAGUGAUCACCAUCAGAUGCCAUUCAUUAGAUUGGACAUUUCGUAAUAUUAAUUAGUUUGUUUACAUAUUAGUUACAUUAGGUAGGUAACAAUUGUGGAAAGUGAUAUAUUUUAUGGGGUUUGAAUGCAAUUGUUUUAAGGUGCUAUUAAAAAGGUGAUAUUUCUUAUGUCAUAUUCACUGUUCAUUGGUCGAUGUGAUUACUUAGUGCUUUUUAUACAUAGUGCAAGUUAUUUUAUAUGAAUACUUUAGGUUGAUUUUACAUUCAUUGUAUUCUCCUUUGUAUGGCACAAUAUAGGAAAGGUAACUCAAGAAUGUUCGUUUUUUUAAUUAAAAUGGCCCUGUUUUUUUCAAUUAAAUCAAUAUGCGGCUGAUAUGCAAAAUAAAUCUUCCAUAUUCAGUCAACAUUUAAUUACUUGAAACCUCAACUGCGGUAGAUAUUAGAAGAAAUAAAAAAUGAUUACAUUGAAAAUAUGCCCAUUUGAUAAUAGUUAUGAGAGAAACAUUUUAAGAUGCAUGCACUCACAAAAAAGGUAGUUUUAUAUCCAGGUGGAACUUAUAUUAUAUUAAUGUAAUAUCCCUAUCUUUGAUUUUGUGUGAGGCCACAACAGCAUGUUAUCUUGCUUCUGCCAAAUUAUAACUGAAAUACCUUUUCCAGGAACAUAUAAGGAGAUCUUCUUUUAUUAGGAUUAACAAUCAAAAAGUGCCAAUAAAAUACAUUAUUGUAGGCAUUUUGAGGUAUUAAAAAUUAUGUUUACAUGAAAACCAAGGAUAUCUUUUUAAGCCUAAUGCAAAAAGUAUAUAUGUGCUGUUAAUUUUUUACAAAUUCUUUUUAAUUGUUGAGCCUACACAUGAUACAGUUUGUCUAGAAUUUAUUGCAUUGUAUCUCAAUUCUAAAUUAAGAAACAUUUUAUUUUAAGAUUAAACAUCAAAUUGAUAAGCAAAAGAAAAGUCAUUC